Messenger RNA from Homarus americanus (American lobster), 6643 nucleotides. RefSeq lists its product as uncharacterized. The record is from RefSeq and is a predicted model, not a curated record. The transcript has 15 exons. Gene Ontology annotation, biological process: G protein-coupled receptor signaling pathway; cell surface receptor signaling pathway. The coding region runs from base 384 to 3830 and encodes 1148 amino acids. Gene Ontology annotation, molecular function: G protein-coupled receptor activity. Gene Ontology annotation, cellular component: membrane. Lineage: Eukaryota; Metazoa; Arthropoda; Malacostraca; Decapoda; Nephropidae.
AGCAAGACGGACGUGUCAGGGACCUCCCAUCUCUCCUGUGCCAAUUAGUGACCUGAUCUGAACAUCCAACCCCACGUGAAGGCAUAGAAUUCCUCUCUCUGGAGUUAACACAGCUAUCACAGGACACAGCUAUCACAGGACACAUCUAACACAGGACACAGAACGCUGGUGAAAGUCUGGUGGGUUGGACUUGACACUAUCUUGACCUCGGAAGAUAUCACAGCAUCUCAUCACUAACUACUCAGGCUGUACCAGGACACUGCUGCAUCACGUCGCCCGCCACAAGGAGCGUCCGCCAGAGGUCCAGAAUGACGUGGUGACGAGCCUCCAUCAGUAGCAGCGUCAGUAGCAGCGUCAGUUCCUCUCCUCCAGGCUUAGUAACCAUGAGAGCACUAGCAUGGGUCUUGGUAGUGACGUGUUGGCCUGCCCUGACCCUGGGUAUGAUGGGAGACGAGUACCCUGUUGUAGCCUGGGAGGAUAUAUGGGAGGAGGUGGGACAGAUGACCAAGAACAAGACCUACUGUGUUCAUGAGAGUUCACACUGCUGGCGUAACAACUCCCUCCCCAUCAGGAAAGGUCUCUGUAGCCAGUGCCAGUGUGACGACGAGUGUGUGGUGUACGGUGACUGCUGUUUGGACAAGGCACAAGCAGACUGGGGUGACGGCAGAGAGGAACACAGCGACAGAUACACCUGUGGCAAGAUGGCGACCUCGGGGCUGGAAGGCCUCAUGAUGGUGGAGUCCUGUAGGAUGGAUUAUGUUGGUCUUCCUGUAGAGCGUCUUUGUAAACAACAGGUAACUCCAGAGGCCUACACUUACGUUCUUGACCUACCUGUGACCUCCCGUGCCACCAACACCACCUACGUUAACUACCACUGUGCUGUGUGUAACGACGACGCCCGUAACCUUCACACCUGGAACGUGACCAUUAACUGCAGCACUAAACAGAUCUUGAAGACUUACACAUUGGUGGAAUUCAUGCAGAAGGCGACCUACCAACCUGGCCUGAGGAAGUGGCAGCGCUUCACCUACCGCUCACCUGAGGACGAGAAACGCAUUAUCCCCGACGAGUUUCACGUGUGCUACUUCGAUGUGUUAGAGUUCAAGAAGUCAGAUAAAUUCAUCAAGAAGUAUGGUGGCCGCUUGUGUAUCUACCCCAAGGGUGUGUGUGAGAAGAAGCCCAGCAGCAGGACACACAUCUGCAAGCAGCAAGUGCGGCAUUGUGAUCCCGCCUGGCCGGACCAACUGGAUAGGGAAAAGUGUCGCCGAUACUCACAACUUUUCAUGCACAAGAAUGGAACCAGCCAUGAAACUGUCUAUAAAAAUCCACAUUGUGCUAGAUGCAAUUUUGUUAAUGUCUCCUCUAGUGCUGUGAGCUGCGUGCAUUCCCUAUUGUCUAAGAAGUGUGUGUCCAACAGAAGUACAGGUUCAGGGAACCUUCCUACAUGUUUCUCAGUGCUGAUGGACUUCAGGGAGAACACUUGUAACACUGCUGAUGAGUUAUGGGAUCCCAUUCACUUAACUUGUAAGAAGAUUUAUUGUGGGCGUCUCUUCAAACUUGAAAAUGGUGAAUGUGUUAAGGACUACACAGCUUACCAGUCAUUAGGAAAUUCUACACUGCUUGAUAACUCCUGCCCAAAGAUUGAGCUUCUUGAAGAUGAUUAUGUUCCUCGACCUGAUGGUUCAGUGUUUGUCAACACCACCAAGAAGGUGUAUAAGAAGGGUGAAUUUGAAAUGCACAGUGAAACAAAGAUUUUAGUCUGCAACGACCACUACCAGUACACGGCCGGAUUUUCAGAAAUUCACAGUUUGUUGACUUUAAUAGUUUUGCUUAUAUCUCUUGCUGGUCUGGCACUACACAUCAUCGUCUACCUUCUUGUGCCACGCUUCAGGAAUCUGCCAGGGAAGAACCUCUUCUGUCUCAGCUGUUGCCUCUUCAUUGCUCACCUUAUCUUCCUCACAGGGAUGAGAACCCACAUUCAUGAGCUAUGUGUCUUCAUCUCUGCUGCACUCCACUACUUUUGGCUGGCAUCCUUCUGCUGGAUGAAUGUUAUGAGUGUGGACGUGUGUCGCACAUUUACCAGCCAGCUCUACAGGGGAGACACGGAUGCACGCCAGAGCUUCAUCUUCUACUCCAUAUACGCGUGGACCAUCCCCGCACUUGUUGUCACCUUAUCACUUGUCUUCGAUUACACCAACGUUCUCCCAGAGUACCGUCCCGGGUAUGCUACGGAUUUGUGUUGGCUGAACAACCGGUAUGGCCUGGCAUUGUUCUUCCUCUUUCCUGUUGGAGCCAUCGUUCUGGAAAACACUAUUCUCUUCUUUGUGACCGCUUGUGGGAUAUAUAAACAAGUUAAAGCAGCCAGGUAUGCCAACAGGCGGUCCCAGAGUGUUAAGGAAGGACACGGAGCCCAGGGUGCCAAGAACUCAAAACCUGGGAAGAUGCAGAAGGAAGGAGGUUUUAAACAAAUUCUACAGGGUCGGAGGAGUGCCAAGGAGCGUGUGCGACUGAUCUUGUACAUCAAACUUGGGCUGAUUCAGGGGUUGUCCUGGAUCACUGGGUUCAUGGCCGCCUUUGUUGAUGUCCCCGCCUGCUGGUACCCCUUCACUGUCCUCAAUGGUCUACAGGGAGCCUUCAUAUUCCUUGGCUUUGAUAUGAAGAGGAAGGUCGGAGAAGCGGUGUGGGAGGCACUUGUUGGGCGACCAUGGCGAAAACACAGAAGUUCUAAAGGCACUCGUACUACCACUUUUGGCCAGAGUAGUUCCAGCCAAAAUCAAUCGUCAAGGUCAAGCAGUCCCCAACAGGCCAAAAUCAUAAAGAAGUUAAUCUCCCAAAGAAGUACUAAUGCGGACUCACUGCGAGGUGUUCAGACAGACCCAUCAUCCAAGAGCCGAGUUGAAGGUGUGAGGAACGGCGACCUGAGAGCCGGUGUAGUGAAGGGAAAGUUUGAUGAUGAGAGUGGUGGUGGUGGUGAUGUUGUCAGGAAUCAGCCACAAUAUGGACUGGAUGAUGACUGCUGCAGUAGCUUUAAGUCUCCCGGCCAAGACUCCAGUAAACAGCAGAGGAGUAAGCCGGACCUGCAGCGUGUGGUGGACCUCCUGCAGCAGCUUCAACUGACCAACAACUCUAUGGAUCUACCUGACUUGGUUCAACAGCUGCUCUUGAGAAGUGGAGGAGCCACGGAUAGUGGGCAAAGCUCAUUAAACCUUUCCAAAUGUAAGAGUUUUACUGAAGGCACCAACCCAGUAGUGCAAGAGGAGCAACGUAAAGCACUUACAGCCAGACUGAGGCUACUGGAGUACUCCAAGGAGUGCCCAACAAUCCACAGCCUCAUCACCUCACACGCCCACACACCGCCCCGUGAGACCCAGCAACUACCAAAUAAAGGCACUGGCAUCAGCACCAUUACCCAAAACAGUGAUUUCUACCCCAGUGGAUUGCCUGUGUUAAGCUACCACUCUCCUACACAACAGCACAAGGAACUUAAGGCCCUAGUCAAUGCAGUGAACAAUUCACACAAAACUGGUUUGUGUUCCUCACUUAAGCAUCACCAGUCACAGUUAUUUACUGAUGAAGAAGAGUUUAAAAAGAAUCAAAACAAACAAGAUCAGACACAAGGAUUUACAUGUCCUCUACAAAGGACACCUAAGUCACAGUCCUUUUCUCAGAUAUCUCAAGUGGCGUUGGCAGCAGCAAUAAUGCAGAAAGCUGCCUUAGAUGCCAGGGAGAGGCGGCAGCGUGGUGAAGAGGAUGGUAAAAGGGAAGACGGAAGGAAAUCUUUAAAUACUAAUUUGAGCAAGAAAGGGAGAGCUUCAGAGAGCUUGGUGUGAUCAACCAAAGAAGAAAUUAUUAUAAAUUAUACAGCAUAUGUGAUGAAUGAAAGAGAAGUGCCACCACUUUUCUGAUAGUGUGCUGAUAAGACAAUGAAUUUUCCAGGCAAAUCUGAGGUAAAUAUUUAGAAUGGACGCUGCUGAAUGAGUAAACACUUUACUUCUGUAUGAUACUUACAUAUCCAUGUGCAACACAAAAGUUUCCUGUGUAAAUUUUUGCCAGCCAUAUUAGUUAACUAGGAUAUAUUACCUUAAACCAGUUGUGUAAAUAUAGGACUCAGCAAAGCAUUACAGUACAAGUUAACACAUCUUGUAAGUAUCAACAGCAGAAGAUUAUCCUCGUAUGUGUACAGCAGUUCUAUGCCUCAAGAGUAUAUGACUGCAGUAAACUGUAUCACAUUUAACUAUACAGUAUAUAGAUAAACUGUGAAAGAUGUUUUGGUAUAUAUCUACAUCACAGUACAGUUAGUUGUAUAUGGUAAUUCUCACAGUAUAUCACAAUUAAGCUAAAUAAAUGUACUAUAUAGAGAUCUUAAUAUUCAUAUGUCUGUAAUAUCUUGAGUGUACUGUAGGUCUUAAUUUUUAUAAAGUCAAUAGCCAGUUGUGUAUGUCAGCCUAUUUAUUCACAAAAAACUAGUACAUCAACACUUCUUUGUACGCUACAACCAUGAAGCUUUUGGUGGAUAUUUCAUUCUGUUCAUUAUUUUCAUCAUAACAACAUGAAAACUGCAUGAUACUGUACUCUUAAUCUCUGCUAUAAUGUACUGUGUCAUUGUGCUUUUCAUUAUACCUGAGGCAUUGUUACGUCUCAUAUACCGGUAGCCAGGUUACGGUUUAAUAAUGAGAAUUUAAUAAUACUCGUAGUUUAUGAUAUAAGAGGUGUGGCUGAGAGGUUGACAAAGUACUUAUGAUCUCAAAGGAAAUCUGUCACUUGGUUCUAUUUAAACAAUGUGGAAUCAAGGUUGUGUGUUAAAGUGCCUGAAGGAGACAGAAGUGGAUGAAAAUGACAAUGGAAGGUGAUGGAUAAUUGACAAAGAUGAUGGAUAAUUAAUAAAUGUGAUGGAUAAUUGACAAAGGUGAUGGAUAAUUGAUAAAUGUGAUGGAUAAUUGACAAAGGUGAUGGAUAAUUGACAAGGGUGAUGGAUAAUUGACAAAGGUGAUGGAUAAUUGAUGACAAAAAAAACAUUAAAAUAAAUUUAACUUUGUUGACUGGAUAUUCAGAGAGAGUACAUGAGCCACCCAACUCAAUGACACAAUUAUGAAUGAUUAAUCAGGGUUAAGUGUCAUUAAAUGAAACUUAAUUCUUGUUUUAUCAGCACAAUAGUUUCAGUUCAUUGUGUAUUAGGACGUAAGCAAGUAAGAGUGAUUUAGUCUGUCAGUUGUAAGUAAAUCACUAAUGUGUUUAUGUGGGAUAGAGCAAGGCAAGCAGAAGCCUCUAUAAAAGGAGAUUGUGGAGGAGAGCAGUGAAGCAGGUACACACACACACACACACACAUUUAACUUACAUACAAUGUAUACUAAGUGAAUCCUUAACCCCUCGGUAUAAAGUAUUCUGGUUAAUUCAUAAACAGUAUCUGGGUUCACAAAAUACACUUUUAACAAUGAACAUAAGACAGUUUUAAACCAUGUACUGUACUCUUAUGAUACCUGACCUGCUGGUCACUGCAAAAUUUUAUUUCAUAAAUUAAAUAUAUUGAGCAGAUUUAAUAACUAGCUAAAUACAGUAUUGAAAUCUGCUUCUUUAACAGUACACAGUUCACAAAUUACACACCACAUUGUGAGUAAUUUUUAAUCAAAGAUUAUUAUCCUUUCCAAGGAACUGUACUGUACUGUAUUGUAUUGUAUUCUGUGGUUUUCUUUUGGCCUCAUAGAAUUUAAAUAAUUAACUAUCUGUACAGUACAAUGCUUUCAAACAAUGACCAACAGCCUCAUUUAAUGACACCAAUCUUGGUCACCAAUAUCACGGGGGUAUGAGUAGAACAGACUACAGUACUGUACUGAGGAGAGUAACUUAAUAGCUGAUACAGUACAAGAAAUACAUGUCAUGCCUCCUAUAAACAUUUUCAUUCCAUAAAUGUAAUAAUAUAAGCAAUAGGGAUCUUCCUGUUAAAAAUACAAUUACUUUUGUUUUACCAAAAAAGAUAGAAUCAUUUGUACAAUUUUUUUUUUCUAUUUUGUUGAGCGUUGGUCUUACCACUACCUUACGUCAUCACUCUUCCAAACUUUUUAUUACAGUUAUUGGGAGAGUCAGUCAGUCAGUCAGUCAGUCGAGAUAAUGAGGUUGCCUGAUACAGUGUAAUGCUUUCCGCAAUUACUGGGUGAGUUGAUUUUAUAGUCCUGUAGGUAACACUUAUUGUAGUAGAGUACAGUAGUAGUUAGUGGUACAGUAGUUACAAUAGGACUGAAGAGUCUUGUCUUAUAAGACCUAGCUUAUGAAUUACUCUAUUCUGAAAUUUUCAAGUACGUGGGCCAUUACUAGUGAAACUGUACUUAUAAAGGAAAUCAUGACUUGUACAUUAUAUUAUUUUAAUUUUGAGCAAAUUAUUGAGCUUUACAUUAGUAUAGGAGCCAAGGCAAUUUGUCUCACUAUCUCACAGAUGCUUACAAUACUGUCCACAAAAUAUGAUAUUACAGAAAAUAAAACAUAAUACUACAGUUACUAACAUAACAUAAAAAUAAAAUUAUGAGUCAUUAUAAACUUGCCUGGUCAUAGCUGGAGGGGAUUCCUGUGUGUCUCUGAUUCUUGGCCAUACUGUACAGUACAGUCCAUACUCCCAACAUCUUCAUCAUCUUCACUACUGGGUUCCUCACCU